GCCAGGUGUUCCCGUUGUCUCCCUGUCGGAACUGAGGCAAGCUCCGGGUCGCAGGGAGUGGGGUCGGUGCUUGAGCUGCUGUUAUUACCGUGAGUGCGGGAGAAGAAUCCAGGCAAGACCGCUGUGUAGAACUGGGUACCGGUCAGCUAAAAUUCGGUUUGGAUCGGGAGAGGGCAGCACGAAGCUUCAGAGUACUGUAGAUUCGUGUUUCGGCUCGGCCGGGAACAGUUUGCCUGUGUGGACAGCGCUGGAGAGUGAACCGGGUGUAGUCAGCGAGCGGCCGGGAGGCUGCUGUGUUGGUUUGGGGCACUGCCUGUCAGUAGCCGGGGAGCGAAACCGACGAGGAUUUAUUCCUGCCUGGGGGCCGGAGCCUAGGGGAAGCGGUUGGACAAAGUGUACGUUACAACCAACACAGUCCAGACAGCAUCACGGACGGAAUUAUUGAUGGAGCCGGUUAACAAGUCGGCAGUGAGACUCGGGCUGGGGCAAGAUCAGUGCAUUAUAGCUGUGAGAGGCCUGGCAGUGAAGGACGGAUUGAAGGAGCCCAGGCUGCUGUCUCUGAUUCAACGCUCAGGAGAGUACAUGUUGGACAUCUUAUUGAAUCCUGAUGUAGUUGUGAAAAGUCCAGUGCCACAAAUUACCAUACCAGUUAACAGCAGGUUUCACAUCAUACAAGACACAGAAGAGGCUCUUCUCAUAGACAUCCCAGUUAAUUCCUCGUGCAGGAUCCGGGUGCGAGGGGACCACACUGGAGAGCUGCUGUUUGAGUUCCCAGAUGAUGAGUGGUGUCUGUCCUUCCUAACGGAGGUGAAAAGAGCUAAGCAGCAAGUUGUAUCUAAAAGCCAGCCACCCGGCAGGAUGGACCCAUUUGGAUCAGACUUUGCACCAGGGCCCAGUAACACAAGCAGACCUGUCAAUGCAGCAUCCACUACUACCAGUGCUAGCAACCCUACCAAUGCGUUUCCAGCGGCAGAUCUUGGUUUUGAAGAUAAUUUCAGUGAUGUUCUGAAAGUGGAGGAGAAAAAGAACCAGCACAACCGGGUCAGUGCUCCCUGUGGGCCUCCGCCUGUCCCGACUCAUAAAGAAACACCUCUCCCAGUCCCGCCUCGGAGAGGGUUGCACACCCCUGCCCCAGCACCUGCACGUGCACCUGCAGCAGCACCAAUCCAAAAAGAGAGGCACCUGUCUUCACCAGCAAAAGAAGGGCAUUUUACUGCCUCUCAAAAUAGAGACUCCAAGUGGAAUGACAACCCCAAUGUGACCAAUACCAUGAGGAAACUGUUUGUGCCGACCAGCCAGUCGGGACAGAGGGAGGGUUUAAUCAAGCACUGCCUGAUCAAGAAGGAGAAGGAAUAUGUGGAUAUCCAGAACUUCAGGUUUUUUACGGGAACGUGGAACGUGAACGGGCAGUCCCCUGACAGUGGGCUGGAAGCCUGGCUUAGCUGUGACCCUGAACCCCCUGAUGUAUACUGUAUUGGUUUUCAGGAACUGGACCUGAGCACAGAGGCCUUUUUCUAUUUCGACUCGGCGAGGGAGCAGGUGUGGGUGGACGCUGUGGAGAAGGGGCUGCACCCCAAAGCCAAAUACAAAAAAAUCAGCCUCAUUCGACUGGUGGGAAUGAUGCUGGUCGUCUACGCCAAGAAGGAGCACCGGAAGUAUAUCUCUGAUGUGGAGAAAGAAUCCACUGGCACUGGCAUUAUGGGUAAAAUGGGUAAUAAAGGCGGGGUAGGUGUGAGGUUUGUGUUCCACAACACCAGUUUCUGCAUCGUAAACUCUCACCUGGCUGCGCAUGUGGAAGACUUUGAGAGGCGCAAUCAGGACUACAAGGACAUCUGCGCUCGGAUGAGCUUCCAUGUGCCAGGGCAACCGCCGAGCAGCAUUGUUAAACACGAUGUGGUGAUCUGGCUGGGAGACCUCAACUAUCGCCUCUUUCUUGCUGAUGCAGCGGACGUCAAAAGCCUGAUCAGCCAAAAUGAAAUCAAGAAGCUACAGGAACUGGACCAGUUGAAUAUCCAGAGGCAGACAAAGAAAGCGUUUACAGAUUUCAAUGAAGGAGAGCUCAAUUUCAUACCGACGUACAAAUACGACCCGAAAACUGAUCGAUGGGACUCCAGUGGGAAGUGCCGUGUCCCUGCCUGGUGCGAUCGGAUCCUGUGGAGAGGGAGCAGUGUGAAGCAGCUCACCUACAGGAGCCACAUGAAGCUACAGACCAGCGACCACAAGCCUGUCAGCUCCCUCUUCAGUGUGGGGGUCAAGGUCGUGGAUGAGCGACGCUACAAGAGGGUGUUUGAAGAAAUCGUGCGGAUGAUGGACAGGAUGGAAAACGAAUUCCUCCCCUCCUUGUCCCUCACCCGGAGAGAGUUCAUCUUUGAGAACGUGAGAUUCCGGCAGCUCCAGAGGGCGAAGUUCCAGAUCAUGAACGAUGGGCAGGUCCCCUGUCACUUUGCCUUCAUCCCCAAACUGAACGACACUCAGUUUUGCAAGCCCUGGCUGCGUGUGGAGCCAUGUGAUGGCUACCUGGAGCCCAAUGAGAUGGUGGAGAUCUCCCUGGAGGUGUAUGUCAGCAAGGACUCUGUCACCAUGCUCAACUCCACUGAGGACUCCAUUGAAGACAUCCUGGUGCUGCACCUCGACAGGGGCAAGGACUACUUCCUCACCAUCGGGGGCAACUACCUGCCCAGCUGCUACGGCACCUCCCUGGAGACCCUGUGUCGCAUGAAGAAGCCCAUCCGAGAGAUCCCCAUCACCAAGCUCAUUGACCUGGGAGAAGAAAGCCUCACUGAGACGGAGAGGUCUCGUUUAGAUCUCCUCCCAGUGGACAACGUUGGAACUGAAGACAAACCCUUGAAAAUCCCCAAGGAGGUCUGGCUGCUGGUGGACCAUCUGUUUACAAAAGCCUGUCGACAGGAGGACCUGUUCCAGACCCCAGGCAUGCAGGAGGAGCUGCAGACUAUAAUCAACUGUCUGGAUACCAGCAUUCCUAACACCAUCCCCGGCAGUAACCAUUCAGUAGCCGAGGCCCUGCUCAUUUUCCUGGAGGCCUUGCCGGAGCCGGUGGUGUGUUAUGAACUGUACCAGCGCUGCCUGGACUGCUCCCACGACAGCCGGCUUUGCAGACAGGUGAUCUCCCAGCUGCCCCGGGCUCACCGCAAUGUUUUCCGGUACAUCAUGGCAUUCCUGCGAGAGCUCCUGAAGUAUUCCGAAGACAACAAUCUCAACGCCAGUAUGAUAGCCACGCUCUUUGCCAGCCUCCUGAUCCGACCCCCACCCAACCUGAUUGGAAGACAGACUCACCACGACCGUCAGAAAGCCAUAGACUUCAUGCUGGUGUUCCUAAUGGGCGGGGAUGAGGAGUAGAGCAGCCAGCCGGUUGGAGGGGUGGCAAUGGGAGGACGUACCAAGGGGGCAAAGGGUUAAGGAUUGUGGGCAGUGAUGAAAGACUGUCAUGGGUGCUGGUCCUGACCAUGCAGCCUGUUAAUACAGAGAUGUGUGUCGCUGUGGAUAGAGGAAUUGUUUAGAGGGGGGAGCGAUCAAUGCAGUAAACCAGCAAGCAGGACUGAGAAUAAGACUCCCCAUUGCGUGGCAGAGUGAUCCAAUCCAACUGUGAGCUUAUUUAACCACCAAGUACAAUCUUAUGUGCGUCUAAUGAAGCAGACUGUAAAAUCAGGAAUGGCUCAAACUGCUCCGCAAUGGAGUUCCUAUUGCUAUAACUAUUUAAGGUCUAGUAUACUUGAUGACAUCUGCACCUGAAACACACAGACACCCUACCUCUCACCACCCCCACACAGCUAUCGGUACUGUGCAUGCAGGGACAGACCAGAAACAACUUGUAUCUCCUGCUAUUUGAAGGUGUACAGUCAGGGCAUAUCCAAUGCUGUUAAUGAUGAAAGCCAUAAACUAUCAACAUAGGAUUCUUAUGGUGUUUCAACUCCUGUUCCCAGGUACUUCUCAAUAAUGCAGUAUUCAUCCUACCUUGCAAAAAAUGGAGGGUCAUUAGAGUCUGUGCCAAAAUACCUGAUACUAAUCUGGUUCCUCAAUGUAAAAACGUGCCCUUAGUUACCCACAUGCUAAGGUAAAGCCUUCCACACUACUUACCAGGAUAGGGACGAGCACUUUAUUGUUCGUUGCAGUGGUUCUCCUCUGCAACUGUAUUUAUAGGAAUGAGAGGUCAACUGAAGCUUGUUUUGCUACCAUAUUGAAUGGGACCUGCGUUCAACCUGAGAGAGAAUUGAAACCACAAGCACACCCACUGGCAAACCCAAAACGCACUUACAUGUCCAUGCAUUUUGGGAUGUUAAUUUGGUGUAUUAUAAUGUUAUUUAUUUUUUAAAUCCAAAGUAAGAAAUGCACAGGAUGGAAGACAUCAGCCCCAGUUCUCUUUGGCUCCAACUGUAUUAUUUUACCAUCUGUAUUCAGACAGAGAAUCGAACCCGGGUCUAUUGGCUACUAUUCAACUUCAUUAUUAACAUAAUAAUACACACUAAAGUUUGAAGACAGAUUGAAAUCUGGCGCCAUCAUUAUCACUGUGCAAUCCACAAUGUAAGAGGUUACAUUUCAAGGAACUGGGUUCCUCUAAAACUACAGUAAUUGACCAGGUACUGUAUAUCAAGGGAUCAGGACUCUGGCUUCUGCUCUUGAUUAGAUCACCAUUUCGCUUCUCAUAGAAACUUGUAUAGUAGACUUGCAAUUUACAGACUGCCAGUGAUGAGUCACGGUGUGCAGCGGGAGAGAGCAGCUCACUGCACGCUGGAGACUGCAUUAACUAUCUACAUUCAUGUCUUAACUCUGGUGUACAUACUGUAGUGUUUCUUUCUGUGAUGUAAAAAUGUCUCGUACUGUAAGUGCAGUUAAAAAAUGUUUAUGUAUAUAUUUAUCUGAAUUCUGUGUCCUAUAAACGGUACUCCCUAAAUACAAAAAAAAAUUUCCUCCA
Molecule: messenger RNA, 4930 nt
Organism: Acipenser ruthenus (sterlet)
Lineage: Eukaryota; Metazoa; Chordata; Actinopteri; Acipenseriformes; Acipenseridae
Product: inositol polyphosphate 5-phosphatase OCRL-like
Exons: 24
Coding region: 445-3357 (970 amino acids)
Biological process (GO): phosphatidylinositol dephosphorylation; signal transduction
Cellular component (GO): membrane; cytoplasm
Molecular function (GO): inositol phosphate phosphatase activity; phosphatidylinositol-4,5-bisphosphate 5-phosphatase activity
Source: RefSeq, a predicted model, not a curated record